Messenger RNA from Mesorhabditis spiculigera, 951 nucleotides. The record is from the annotation of a GenBank genome assembly. NCBI's taxonomy places the organism in Eukaryota, Metazoa, Nematoda, Chromadorea, Rhabditida, Rhabditidae.
AUGAUGCUUCACGUCCUUCUAUCUUUGGGGCUUCUCGUCGGCCCGGCUUUUGGCUGCUUUGGAGGCAGCGGUGGUAGCCAAUGCUGUCCGCCUAGCCAAGCUGCGGCUGGCGGAUGUGGAGCCGCGCCGCCGUGCUCGUCGUCCAGCUACGCAUCCCCGCCGGUCGCUUCCGGAUACGCAACCGCCCCCGGAGGAGGAGGCGGAGGCUAUGGAGGAGCCGUUGGAGGCGGAGCCGCCCCAGUAGCCGCCGGAGGUUCAUACGGCCCGGCCGCCCCCCUUGCCGGCCCGGGACCCAUCGCCGCCCCUGUCUACUCCCAGGGAGCUGGAGUUGACGCCGGAGCCGUCGGAGCCGUUGCUGCUCCCCAGCCACAGGAAGUGGCCGCCCCAGCCCCGGCCGCCGGCGGAUACGGAGAACAAGCCCCCGCCGCCCCUCAGCCUGAGGCCCCGGCCCCCGAUUCCGGAAACUACGGCUCCGAGCAGGCUCCCGCCCCCGCCGCCCCCGCACCGGCUGCUGAAUCGUCGUACGACGACAUCGAGGAGGAGCAGCCGGCCGCCCCGGAAACCCCGGCCGCCGAGAAGCCCGCCCCCGCCGAGGAGGGAUACAGCGAGGAUAAGGCCCCCGAGCAAGAAGAAGAGACCGAGCAACAGCCCUACCCCGAGGAUAACGCGGCCGCCCCCGCCCCGGCCGCCGCCGGCGAGGACUAUGGUGAUGCCGCUGGGGAUGAUGGAAACUGCGAUGACGCCGAGCUGAAGACGAUCGUCCAAGCCGCCCUCGGAAACCAGAAGGACAACCUCGAGGCCGCGCGCGAGAUCGAGGGCCAAGCCUCGUCCAAAUUCGGAGGCCGUUUCAACUCGAUCGUCUCGGACGCCGAGUUCGCCUACGUCAACUGGUACGGCAAGAGGAACUGCCAGCUCCGCGUCAACAACCGCCACUCGCUCACCUGGGAGGAC